ACAACUCUCUCCGCCUUUUCUCUCUCGGCUUGCUUGCCUUCCGAAAGCGUAGGUUUCUCGCUGCGAGGGCUGAAGGUUGGGAGACGAACUCAGCAUAACGACAGAAUUUCUCUACUUCUUAGCAUCGACAAUUUCACCACCCAAUCGACGCCGCCAGGUACUCUCCUUCCCAGUAUUCUAUCUGUGCUAUAUUUUUUAUGGCUUCUACUGCAAUGGCCUCUAUUCGAUAUGCUCCAGAGGAUCCUACUCUUCCCAAGCCAUGGAGAGGUCUAGUAGACGGUAAAACUGGGUAUAUUUACUUUUGGAAUCCAGAGACCAAUAUCACUCAAUAUGAGAGGCCUAUGAGCUCGGCUGUGCCACUCAAACCUUCCUCAUUUUCUGUAAGUUCUUCAGUUCAAGUUCAGCAAUCUUCUCAAGGACAAUACAGGGGCUACAUUCCUGAAAAGGAAGAUGAUAGGUAUAAUGGAGACAAAGAUGUUGGGUCAAAAUUUGAGGGAGGUUCAAGGGGUAAUCAGGGUAUGAGGGGCGGACUAACUCAAUCUCACAAUGAUGCAAAUGGGACUAUAGCUGCUGUACAUGGAGGAUCUACUAGAGGGUAUGGAUCAUCGGAUGGAGGAAGUAGUUUAUCUGUGGAGGCUUAUCGUCGUCGGCACGAAAUCACUGUUAUUGGAGGUGAAGUGCCUGCCCCUUUUACGUCUUUUGAAGCCACUGGUUUUCCUCCUGAGAUUCUUCGAGAGGUACAGAAUGCUGGCUUCUCUGCCCCUACUCCAAUUCAGGCACAAUCAUGGCCUGUUGCUUUGCAAAGUCGAGAUAUAGUGGCCAUUGCUAAAACUGGCUCUGGGAAGACUCUGGGUUACUUAAUUCCAGGAUUCAUUAAUCUCAAGCGCAGCCGUAAUAACCCUCAGAUGGGUCCAACUGUGUUGGUGUUGUCACCAACGAGGGAGUUGGCGACCCAGAUUCAAGAUGAAGCUGUGAAGUUUGGGAAGUCGUCAAGAAUUUCUUGCACAUGUGUUUAUGGCGGAGCACCUAAGGGUCCCCAAUUACGUGAUCUAGAUAGAGGAACUGAUAUUGUAGUCGCUACUCCUGGCCGCUUGAAUGAUAUUCUCGAGAUGAAGAGAGUUAGCCUUCAUCAAGUUUCUUACCUUGUGCUGGAUGAGGCUGAUCGCAUGUUGGACAUGGGUUUUGAACCUCAGAUAAGAAAGAUUGUUAAGGAGGUGCCUGCUCGUCGCCAAACUCUUAUGUACACAGCCACUUGGCCAAAGGAAGUUCGGAAAAUUGCAGCAGAUUUGCUUGUGAAUCCUGUUCAGGUUAAUAUUGGGAAUGUCGAUGAGCUCGUGGCUAAUAAGUCGAUCACGCAGUAUAUCGAGGUACUGCCACCCAUGGAGAAACACAGACGGCUGGAGCAAAUAUUACGGUCUCAAGAACCUGGGUCAAAGAUAAUUAUUUUCUGUUCAACCAAGAAAAUGUGUGAUCAACUAGCUCGCAACCUUACCCGUCAAUUUGGAGCUGCAGCCAUUCAUGGAGAUAAGUCACAGACUGAUAGAGAUUACGUGCUGAGUCAAUUCCGUACUGGGAGAUCUCCAGUGCUUGUUGCAACUGAUGUCGCUGCUAGAGGACUGGACGUAAAGGACAUCAGGGUUGUUGUCAACUACGACUUCCCCACUGGAGUUGAGGACUAUGUUCACAGGAUUGGGAGGACUGGGAGGGCCGGUGCCACUGGAGUGGCUUACACUUUCUUCAGUGACCAGGAUGCAAAACAUGCUUCAGAUCUCAUCAAAGUUUUGGAAGGGGCAAACCAGCAAGUCCCUUCAGAAAUUCGUGGAAUGGCUUCUCGCGGUGGUGGCAUGGUAAGGGCUAGGCGUUGGGCUUCUGGUGAUGGAGGCCAUGGUGGGGGAAGUGACUUUGGUUAUGGUGGAAGGGGUUCAAGUUACUCUUCUGGCAGGGCAGAAAGAGGUGGAGGUCGUGGAUAUGGCCGUGAGUCCCGCGAUAGGUAUGACCGCAGUUAUUUUGGUGGUAAUGAUAGAGGCCGUAGUCGCAGUAGGAGCCCUGAACGGUUUGACGGGGCUCAAUCCAAACGGGAACGGUCUCCAGUGCGGAGUUUCCACCAGGCAAUGAUGGAAGGGGGCCGGUCAAUGGCUCAAAACCAUCUGGUGCCACCAUACAAAAGUGACGAUGCAAAGGACUACAGAAAUUCUGCAAAAUCAUGGAGUCCUAAAAAAGAUGAUGGGGGAUUUGUUGACCGGCCACAGUUUGGGGAUGAAGAAGAGGAAGGCAGAAUUGAAGGUGAUGGCCUCUUACCUCCAGUUGAGGGUGGUAUGUAGAGGGGAGCAGAUGGAUCCUUUACUCUUCGAAUGUUACCUGGUUGUACUAAUACUACUUUUAAUGAUCACGUUUUUAACUGGCAUGUAUUUUUUGGAUUUAAUCCCCUUUUCAUAAAAAGGGAAGGAGGUAGUCAGGUGGGGAAGAGCAACUGGAUAGUGAGGGAUGUAGGGUAAUCCAAACGCAAAUUUUGGUUUUUGGGUGAUUUCUGCCUUUUGGAGAUCUGGAUGGUGGAAGUAUCUUACUGUUGGUUUCCCCUUCUUUUUGGCUAAUAGGUGGAAAAUCAGCUUACUGAAUUGUGUCUAAUGUAAUCUUUACUAAACUAGAACUAGUACCAUGUAUUACAUUGACAUGUGCGGGUGCAAAUGUAAAUUUAACAUUGACAGAAAACUUGUGUUGUUGGAGUGUAGUUUUUCCCUUCCUUUUUGAGUACUAAAUUGUAUAGAGUUGGUAACUCUUGUGGAGACUUGCUACUGAUUUUUCCCAAGAAGUAUUCUAGAUUGUUGGUGCA
Tripterygium wilfordii is the source of this 2830-nucleotide messenger RNA. Its product is annotated as DEAD-box ATP-dependent RNA helicase 14. The transcript is spliced from 9 exons. Gene Ontology annotation, cellular component: cytoplasm; ribonucleoprotein complex; nucleus. Gene Ontology annotation, molecular function: protein binding; RNA binding; RNA helicase activity. The record is from RefSeq and is a predicted model, not a curated record. The coding region runs from base 198 to 2321 and encodes 707 amino acids. Lineage: Eukaryota; Viridiplantae; Streptophyta; Magnoliopsida; Celastrales; Celastraceae.